Epinephelus fuscoguttatus (brown-marbled grouper) is the source of this 1749-nucleotide messenger RNA. RefSeq names its product E3 ubiquitin-protein ligase TRIM63-like. NCBI's taxonomy places the organism in Eukaryota, Metazoa, Chordata, Actinopteri, Perciformes, Serranidae. Gene Ontology annotation, molecular function: zinc ion binding. The coding region runs from base 184 to 1473 and encodes 429 amino acids. The record is from RefSeq and is a predicted model, not a curated record. The transcript is spliced from 9 exons.
CUGUCAGUCUAAAAACAGACUGAGUGCUGCUCUGUCCGCAGUCUGCAGGCCUUCACUGCUCCACUCCUUCUUCUUCUUCUUCUUCUUCUUCUUCUUCUUCACUUCUUUAUUUUAUCUAACGUCCUCCCCCGUCCUGUCCGGGUGACGGCUGUCUCCCCCGAGUUCCUCACCCACUGAGACAUCAUGGAGAGUCUGGAGAAGCAGCUCAUCUGUCCCAUCUGUCUGGAGAUGUUCACCAAGCCGGUGGUCAUCCUGCCCUGCCAACACAACCUCUGCAGGAAGUGUGCCAAUGACGUGUUCCAGGCUUCCAAUCCCUACCUGUCGACGAGGAGCGGCUCCACGGUGACAUCAGGUGGUCGUUUCCGCUGCCCUUCCUGCCGACAUGAGGUGGUUCUGGAUCGGCACGGUGUGUAUGGGCUGCAGAGGAACCUGCUGGUGGAGAACAUCAUCGACAUGUACAAACAGGGCAGCAGCAGCAGGCCGGUCCCGGAGGUGAAGGUGGAGCAGCCGAUGUGUGAGACUCAUGAAGACGAGAAGAUCAACAUCUACUGCGUCACCUGCAGCGCCCCCACCUGUUCUCUGUGUAAAGUGUUCGGAGUUCACAAAGACUGUGAGGUCGCUCCGCUGGACGCCGUCUUCCACAAGCAGAAGGCCGAGCUGACUGACUGUAUCUCCAUGUUAGUCGGGAACAACGAGAGGACGCAGGCCAUCAUCAGUCAGCUGGAGGAAACCUGCAGAGCUGUGGACGAGAAUGGUCGCAGGCAGAAGUCGAAGGUGUGCGAGACGUUCGAUCACCUGUAUGCUCUGAUGGAGGAGAGGAAAGGCGAGAUGACUCUGAGGAUCAACUCCGAGCAGGAGGAGAAACUCGACUACAUCAGAGGUCUGAGGAGGAAGUACACCGAACACCUGGAGAGCACCGCCAAGCUGCUGGAGACCGCCAUCCAGACCAUGGAUGAGUCCGAGAUGGCUGUGUUCCUGCAGACAACCAAACCUCUGCUACAGAAGAUCAUGGAGGGAACCAACACGUCUCACAUGGAUAAAGUCCAACAUGGCUACGAGAAAAUGGAUCACUUCACGGCUAACUUUGAGCGUCAGAGGAGAGCGCUGAUGAGCGUCGACUUCAUCAAACUUGAUGAAGAUGAUGAAGACGAUGAAGACGAAGCAGUGGAGGUCAGAGGGACGACCUCACCCAAUCAGCAGCCUGCGCCGCCUCCUGUUCAGCCUGCAGGUGUUCAGCUCUCAGCCCCGCCCCCUCAGAGACCCCCAGAGGCUCCGCCCACUGUGACACAGACACCAACGCAGUCAAAAAGCCCCACCCCCUCCGCAACCACACAGGCCCCUCCUCCUCCACCCCUCCCCACUCAAGGCCCCGCCCCUUCGCUGCUGCAGGUCCAGUCUGAUCAGCAGAACGAGUCGGAGGACAAAGAUGGACCCAAACACGUCUUCUCCUUCAGCUGGCUGAACCAGAAGUGACAUCAGAUCAGGACCUGGAUCAGUCUUUUAUUUAACAUCAGUAAUGUUCACACGUGUUUUUACUGUCACUGUGACAUCACUGUGACGUCACUGUGACAUCACUGUGACAUCACUAUUACAGGAUGUUUGCUGAGUUUGUUCUGAAUCUAACAGAUGUAAAUCAAUAUUUAAAAAUGUGAAACAUUUUGUGGUUUAAACUCAAACUCUCAGUUUGUUUCUUCGGGUCAAAUAUUUUCUGUUCAUGUGUCAAAUAAAUGAUUCUGUUUUUAUUAUGAA